AUGGAUGUGGAUGACGUACAUGAGGGGACAGGGGAAACUAGAACUCCUAGUGUUCCUCUAGUUUUCAAUCCUGCAGACUAUGGACCAGUUGAGGUGCCUGAUGCUGUCCAGGCAGUGGCAACAUAUGCUAUUGUCAAUGAGAAUUUCAAAUCUUAUGUUGGUAUUCAGAAACUUGGUCCUUUUCAUCGGAAUUUUACAGCCAUCAUUGGUCCUAAUGGAAGUGGCAAGUCUAAUGUGAUUGACUCCAUGUUGUUUGUGUUUGGUUACCGUGCCAACAAGAUCCGCUCCAAGAAAAUUAGUGUGUUGAUUCACAACAGUGAAAAACACCAGAACCUGGACAGUUGCUCUGUUGCUGUCCACUUCCAGAAGAUCAUUGAUACAGGGGUGGGAGAUGAAGACUACACCGUGGUCCCUGACUCCCAUUUUGUAGUGUCCAGGUCGGCCUUCAGAGACAACACCUCGUGCUAUUACCUGGACGGGAAGAAAGUCACCUACAAAGAGGUGGCUCAAGUACUUAGAAGUAGUGGAAUCGACUUGGACCACAACCGAUUUCUGAUUUUGCAGGGCGAAGUAGAGCAGAUAGCUAUGAUGAAGCCCAAAGCUCUGACAGAGCACGAGGAAGGCAUGCUUGAGUUUCUGGAGGAUAUCAUUGGUUCAAACAGGUUUAAGCAGCCCAUUGAGACUUUGAGCAAACGUGUGGAUACACUGAAUGAAUUACGUUCAGAGAAGCUCAACAGAGUCAAAGCUGUGGAGAAGGAAAUGGAAAGUUUGGAGGGUCCCAAGAACGAGGCAGUUGAAUAUCUGAACAUGGAGAAUGCUGUUAUGAAGCUGAAGAACAAACUUUUUCAGAAGUAUAUCUUGGAGUGUACAGAAAUUGACAGCAAGGCCCAAGUGGAGUACAACAAAAUAAAAGAAGCGCUUCAGUCAUUCAAUGAUAAACUUAGGAGUAUCCAAGACAGCAAAGUCCAGAAGACUGGGGAAUACAAUAAAGUGAAAAAGGAGUACGAGAAAUUGCUGAAAGCUUGUGAAGACAGCAAGGAGAAAUUUUCAGAGAUGGAGAGUCAAGAUGCCAAGUGCCAGGAGGACAUCAAACUCAAUAAGGCCAAGCAGAAGAAGCUGGAGAAACUUCUAGAAUCAGAAACUAGUAAAAUAGAGGAGCUGAAGCUUGUCCCAGAGCAGGCAGAGAAGGCAUGUGUUGAUCUGAAGAAGAAGCUGGAAAACUUGGAAAAGGCAAAAGCAAAGGAGGAGGAGAAUGAGAAAAUUGUCAUGGACAGCCUGAAAGAUGAAACAAAGGAGUUGCAAGCUGAAAAAGACGUGAAGGAAGCCAAGUUGCUAGAACAGCAGGGAGAUUUAAAUGACAAAAAAUCUAAGCUGCAAGUGGCCGAAUCUGAGCUGGAGAUCUACACCAGCAGACAGCAGGCGGAGACCAAGAAACUAGAAGACAUGAAGAAAUCCCUCCAGGAUUCUGAGACUGCUCUUGAGAAACGAUUACAGGACAUCAAACGUUUGGAGGAGGAAGUGCCAAAAGUGGAGACAAAUGUGACUAAAAUGAAAAAGGAGCUGGAGCAGGUUGUUCAUUCAGAAGCUGAGAUUGAGGAGAAGCGUAACAAUUUGCGUAACAAAGUAGAGGAGAUCAAGAGUUCAAUGGCAGCGACUAAAAGUCAAAAUCGAGUUCUGGAUUCUCUGAUGGCAGAAAAAAAGAGAGGAGCACUUCCUGGCAUCUAUGGACGAUUGGGUGACCUUGGAGCUAUUGAUAACCAGUAUGAUGUGGCCAUCUCUACAGCCUGUGGAAGUCUGGACCACAUUGUUGUGGACACAAUUGACACAGGCAAGAAGUGUAUAGAGUUCCUGAAAAAGAACAAUAUUGGGCAGGGCAACUUUAUUCUGUUGGAAAAGAUGGAAGUGUGGAGAGAAGAAACAAAGAGGAGGCUUACAACUCCUGAGAAUGUACCACGGCUCUUUGAUCUGGUCCGUGUCAAAGACGAGACUGUUGCCACCUGCUUCUAUUUUGCCCUCCGCAAUACUCUUGUUGCUAAGGACAUUGACCAGGCAGCAAGAAUAGCAUAUGGAAAAACCAGAUACCGAGUUGUCACCCUGAAGGGAGAGAUGAUAGAAAUGUCAGGUGCUAUGAGUGGCGGUGGCAACACUGUCUGCAGAGGGAAAAUGGGUUCCUCAAUUGUUUCUGAUGUUGACCCCAGAGAGUUCAGCAAUAUGGAGAACACGCUGGAAAUGUACAAGAAAGAAGCUGAGACGCUGCGGUUAAAAAAGUUCAAGUUGGAGGACACAAUUACACAGCAGGAGAAAGAUGUCAAUUUCAUGAAGCAUGACCUCAAGAAGUUCAGCAUUGAACUGAAGGGGUUAAAAGAGCGGAUUUCUGCACUCAAAAGUCAGCAAAAGGAACAGGAGGAUGUGCUGAAAUCUGUCACACCAGACAAGGCUAAACUCAACAGCUUGCAGGCUCAAGUCGAUCAGUGCCGUAAAGAGUAUGACCAGAUUGCUGGAACAGCCAAGAAACUGGAGGAAGAAGUAAAAGGCCUGCACAACCAGAUCAUUGAAAUUGGAGGAGCCAAACUGUGUGCUGUCCAGUCAAGGCUGAAGGUCAUCAACAAUGACAUAGAUAAAGUCACUGGGCAGAUAACCAAGAACAGUGUUAAUGUCAAAACUGCGGAGAGAAAUUUAAAGAGAGCAGAGGAGAAGGUUGAGUCUGUGAAUGAGGAAAUCGAAGACACAAAAAAGCUUAUUGAAACCUUAUCUGAGAAACUGAAGAGCAUGGAAGGGGAGGCAACUAACCUGCUGAAUGUAUUUGAAAAAUCUCAAGGAGACGUGAGACAGAAAGAGACUGUACUAGAAGAGAUGAAAAAGAAUAUAGAAGCCAUAGAAGAACAAGAGUCAGACAUGGCCAAGGAUGGUGUGAACAUCCAGUACGAGGUGGAAAAGUAUGAUGGUAUUAUAAAGGAGAAUCGCAGCAAGCUAAAGCAUUGGAGAAAAGAGCUGUCCCUGUUAAAAUUGACCCCUAUAACGCGAGAUGAGGAGCAGUCUGAACUAACUUUGCCAACUCUAGAAACAGAAGAGUUACAGUCUCUGAACAAGCAAGAGGUUCAAAUAGAAAUCACAAUACAGGAAGAAAAACUGGCACAGAUGAAACCUAACAUGGCAGCAAUUUCCGAAUACCGGAAAAAGGAAGAAACAUACCUGCAGCGUGUCGGAGAGCUGGAUCAGAUCACCAACUUCAGAGACGAGCAGCGGAGAUCUCAUGACAGUCUGCGUAAACAACGACUUGAAGAAUUCAUGUCAGGCUUUCAGGUGAUCACCAACAAACUGAAGGAGAUGUACCAGAUGAUCACACUGGGUGGCGAUGCCGAGCUGGAACUAGUGGAUUCCCUGGAUCCUUUCUCAGAAGGAAUUGUGUUCAGUGUGCGACCACCCAAAAAGUCCUGGAAGAACAUAUCCAACUUAUCUGGAGGGGAGAAAACUCUGUCCUCCCUGGCUCUGGUAUUUGCCCUGCACCACUACAAGCCGACACCUUUUUAUGUCAUGGAUGAGAUUGAUGCUGCCCUUGAUUUCAAGAAUGUCUCCAUUGUUGCCAACUAUAUAAAGGAGCGCACAAAAAAUGCCCAGUUCAUUAUCAUCUCACUGAGAAACAACAUGUUCGAACUGGCUGACAGACUGGUGGGCAUAUACAAGACAUACGACAGCACCAAGUCUGUGACCUUGAACCCGUGGAAGUUGUCUGCAGAUUUUGUGGCCAAGAUUCGAGAAGUGCACAAUGUGGACAUCACCGAUGUCUGUUGA
This is a messenger RNA of Candidula unifasciata, 3792 nucleotides long. NCBI's taxonomy places the organism in Eukaryota, Metazoa, Mollusca, Gastropoda, Stylommatophora, Geomitridae. The record is from the annotation of a GenBank genome assembly.